UACUUCCUGCAUGGCCAACCAGCUUGUAAUGUUUUGCGGGAACGGUGGACUUCCACAGAUUCAAACAUGACAUUCAUUUUACAGUAGAUAUCACGUUGAUAUAUUUGUAAUUCUCGAUCUUUUAUUUUGUCGCGAGGGAUCUCAUCGGUUCGCUGCUGUUCGUUUUGACUGGCUUCCCACCUUCCUCAGUCUGGUAAACAAAUACAGAGGUGUAAACAUGAGCAAGGCGAGGUCGAGAAGGGACAGAAGGAUCGCUCCGCCUGGCGUCACAAGGGUGACUCGCAGCUCCAUCAACCCUCAGGACUCUCAGCGCUCUACACCCACAGAUUCAGGCCUGGUCGACGACCUCAGCCUCAUGAGCGUGAGUGAACAGCAGGCCUCAUUAGCACGGAAAGGGGAGUCCUACCAGAGUUCGUCUCCCAGCGCUAAAGCCGUUCUCUCCUCGCCCUCUGGCAGCUCUGUCCCGCGCGGGGCUUUGGACACUAUCGGCCGCCUGAUGAAGCUCGGCCGGGUGCGAAACAUUGUGGUGGUUGCUGGAGCAGGUAUCAGCACGGCCAGCGGUAUACCAGACUUCAGGACACCAGGGACGGGUCUUUAUGCGAACCUUGCGAAGUAUGACAUCCCUUAUCCAGAGGCCAUCUUUAACAUCGACUACUUCUCUGACAACCCUCAUCCUUUCUUCUCAUUGGCUAAAGAGCUGUUCCCUGGACACCACCGUCCAAACUAUGUUCACUAUUUCAUCCGUAUGCUGCAUCAGAAGGGCCUGCUGCUCCGCAUGUACACUCAGAACAUCGAUGGGCUCGAAAAACUGUGCGGUAUCCCAGAUGACAAACUUGUGGAGGCUCAUGGGAGUUUUGCCACUGCUGCCUGCCACCUCUGCUAUACGCCUUAUCCUGCCGAGGAGGCCAAGCAAGCUAUAAUGAAUGGCAACGUUCCCAUCUGUACAUUUUGUGCCGGGGCAGUCAAACCUAAUGUCGUGUUCUUUGGAGAAGAUCUGCCAGAAAAGUACUUUCAACAUGCUGAAGAUUUCCCAAAAGCUGACCUUCUCAUGAUCAUGGGCACUUCUUUAAAGAUCGAGCCUUUCGCCAGCCUGGUCAACACGGUGAAGUCCACAGUGCCUCGUCUGCUGCUGAACCGUGAUCCAGUCGGGCCCUUUGAACGGAGGCCCCUGAGGAGGGCCGACUACAUGGAGCUGGGAGAUCUCUCCGAUUCUGUCCGAAAGCUUGCCGAGAUCCUGGGAUGGCAUACUGAGAUCCAAGACCUGAUGAACAGCCAUGAAAAUGGGCUUUGUUCAUAUACUGACCCCAGCAAUAGCAGCGGUGAGAACAGUGACUCUUCAGAGACCGACAGCAUGCACUAAUGUCAUCCACAGACAGGCUUUUAUGUUUAAAAUAUCACAGAGUAUGGCAGUGGACACCUGGCAAGGCUUCAAAACCCACAGUGAUGUUUAUGUAUAUCAUUACAUCUGAAUGUUUUAGGAUGUCAUUAUUCUUACCAGUAGUAACAGCCAGUUUGACUGUGUUUCUGGGCAGUCUUUUCCUGAAACGGAUAAACAGCAGCCUUGUUUGACCAGACAGUGAAACUUGGCCGUGUUUCUGGUCGGAUUAGACUCAAUUUUUGUUGGGUUUAAAAUGAUUAUCUGCGUAGUGUCUGCUGCUCAUUUUGACUGAAAACCUGCAUCUGGAUUUCUUCUAAAUUCUAGCACUUAUUCAUUACGGCUUUUCAUAAAGAGUAUAAGCAGAGAACUGUAAUUACGUCACAUCUGCACAUCGUGAUUCAAAGAUACGGACCCGUUUAGAAUGCGAAAAUGUCUGCUUUUAGGUAAAAAUAAAUACAUUUUUAUCAGACCCUGAAAUGUGGCACUUAUUUUGUUAGUUUAGGACCACUAAUUAUCUCUGGACAGAUAAAAGGUGCUAUAAGGCUCCUUUUAGCAUUCUACAAACUAUAUCCAAACCAUAAUCAAGAUUUGAAUCUUUAUUUGGAAAGGUUGGUGGUGUGCAGUUAAUGUGAAAAAUUGGAAAUGUACGGUUGUAUAUAAAUGUGUAUGUAUGUCUAUGUAUUUGUUUGCUAGUUGUAAGUCAUUUGGUAUCCAGCGAGUCAUGGUUUGGCCCCAGUGAGUGAACGGUGCUAAAUUAGCAUGGGAGGCAUGACCUCCCAAGUGUGCAGUGCCCCCACUGUGUGUUUUCACAGGCACUGCAGCCUCCAAGCAGGAGCUCCAACCCUCCCAAAACUCUAAUAAAUGUCUUUGGUUAGCAACAAAGAACCCCAAUAUCCCGCUGUGUGUGUGUGGUUCUGCGUAUGAGAACGGCUGUGGGCGCAAUUUGAUCUUGCACAGGGUCAGUGAAGUAGCUGGUAAUUACCACACUGCUGUGAUCAUAUCUGUUCAUGUCCCUCAGGGAUUUUGGCACCUUUUGAGAUAUAUGGACAAAAGGCCAGAAUGCCUAUUAAAUGUUUCAGUCCAUCUCGUAUCUUUAUUCAUAUAUGCAGGUUGCCAUGUUUGUUUUGUUGAAGCCUGUUUACCAGCUGUCUUUUAAAUCGGUGUUUCUGAUUCAUGGAAUGGUGGUUUUGUUUAAAAUGGGACUCAACAGUCAACUUGGCUCUCCAGUUGAAUAUGAUUGAUAGUAGUUAAAGCUUGCAUUUGUUGUUCUUAACGUUCUCGCCAUUUGUACUUCUGAAUAUUAAAAUGCUGCUUUUUUUAAUUUUUAUUAUAUCCUGUUAAUAAAAAUUGCAUCGUAUGGUAUUUAAUA
This is a messenger RNA of Sinocyclocheilus rhinocerous, 2747 nucleotides long. Its product is annotated as NAD-dependent protein deacetylase sirtuin-3-like. The transcript is spliced from 7 exons. Gene Ontology annotation, molecular function: histone deacetylase activity, NAD-dependent; NAD+ binding. NCBI's taxonomy places the organism in Eukaryota, Metazoa, Chordata, Actinopteri, Cypriniformes, Cyprinidae. Gene Ontology annotation, cellular component: nucleus. The coding region runs from base 218 to 1360 and encodes 380 amino acids. The record is from RefSeq and is a predicted model, not a curated record.